Molecule: messenger RNA, 8305 nt
Organism: Pseudonaja textilis
Lineage: Eukaryota; Metazoa; Chordata; Lepidosauria; Squamata; Elapidae
Source: RefSeq, a predicted model, not a curated record
GGAUAAAGCGGAGUGCGGCCAGGGGGAGAUGUGGCGCCUGGGCAGUUGAACAUCUUUCGGAAAGCAUUGACCAUAAAAAGAAGGUUUAACUCGGCCUUUGCCUAGAUUGAAAACAAUUAACCUGCCUUAGAAGCUACUGAAUAAUUGUAGAAUAUUCCUCAGAUGCAGAUUACAUAACCAACGCAAUGAAUGCAACAAAACAAUUAAAACAAAAGACAAUUGACAACUCAUCUCCGGGAACAAGGAAGAAAGGAGGAAAACAGAGCAGAUAUGAAGCUAACCCAAUGGUUUUAAUGCCUGCAGUUCCCAAAGAAACCAUCACGCAGUAUUCUCUGAGUCUUACUUCAGGAAAUAAAGACAGAAUGUUUGAUGAGAUGGAUAUGCUUAGAAAUAUUACAAAACAUCUAAAUGAGAUUGUACAUACAAUGGAAGAUGUGUAUAUAAAGGAAGGUGAAGUUAAAGAAAGUAAAGAAGAAGAGGAGGAAGAGGAGGAAGACCUAUCUAAAGAAGAUUAUGAAGAUAUGACUUCUUUCCUGAUAUGUUGUUCACAACUUAGAACACAAUUGGAAAAUGCACUUCGUGAAGAAAAGCAAAUAUUAGACUCAUUGCUUAAGUGGUUUGAAAAGGAAGUCCAUGAGAUGGAAGAGUUAGGUGAGGAAGAAAUUAUCCCAGACUGGCAAGUUCCUCUAGCAGAUAAAAGCAUAACAAAUAAUAUCAAUCAGUUACUGAAUCGCAUUCAAAAACUUGAAGAACUAAAAGGCCGUGUUCAAGAACUACCCAAACUUAUUCAGUUUUCUAUACCUAAACAGGAAAAGAAAAAAACAGUAAGCCCAACACCUCCCACUCCAAAAGAUCCAAAAAAUAUAAUUGAAGAACUUGCUACAAAACAUUUCACUGAAGAUGUGUUCAAUAUGGUACAGGUUUUCCAAGAAGAUUCAGGACAACCACAAACAGUUGAGAUGAUGAACAAUCGCAUGAUAGAAAUAAUGAAAGUAUUUGAAAGACAAACGAACAAGUUACACAGAGUUGUAAAUGAACAGGAUGUGCUGGAAGGUAAAUUACAGAAAAUUCAGAAAGAAUUUAAAAAGCUAACAGAAGAAAAAGAAAUAAUGGAGGACGAACUUCAAAAAAUGAAAGCUUCAGAGUUACAAGAUAAAGGAAUACCAGAGACAAGGAAAAAAUUACUAAAACUGGAGAAGAUGAGAGUUGAAGAGAAACCACAAGGUUCUUCAGAAAAGGCUCAGAUAAUGCAGAAACUGGAGUCUGGUUUUGCAAAGGAAAAAGAACAAACACAAAUGAAAGAUGAUUUAAAUAAAGCUCAGGAAGACAUUCAGUCCCUUCAGGAAGAGAAGAAAAUGCUUGAGGAGAAGCUACAGAAAGCUUUACAGGAAGUUGAAAAGGCAAAGAUUCAACUUGCUGAAAUACCACCAACAAUUCCAGACUGGCAGUUCCCUUUAUCAGCAGGUGUGGAAGAGGUUCCAAAGAAAGGCAAGAAAGCAACAAAAGGGAAAGUUAAAGGAGAUGAUUUAAUUAGCGGAACAGAAAAAACAACCCCUAAAUUACAAAAAACGGAAACAGGAAAAACAAGUGAAAUACUUCCACGAAAAAGUCAGGAACUUUCUAAACAAAAAGGAGCAGCUGGUGUUACGGAAAAGCUGUUAAAACAGGCUUCCCAACCUGAAGAUACUGAUAAAAAACAGGAAGAAUCUAAGAAAAUAAAAACGGAGACGGUUGAUUCCAAAGAUAUGGAAAAACCCAAGGAGUCUUCUGAAAUGAAGAAGCGACGUUUGAAGGGCGCAGGGAAAGAGGUAUCUAUAGAAGAAAAGCAGCAAUUGCCUGAUUCUGCAAAAGAUGAGGAAAAAAUAUUGCCAGUGAUUUUAGAUAAACAUGUAGAAAUGCUUCCACCAGACUCAAAAAGCCUGAGAGAAGAAAUUACUAUAUCUCCUCAAGAACAUAUACCAAGUACUAAACAGAAAACUUUGCGAGUUACUCCAGAAUUCAAAAUGAAGGAUACAGCUGAAGUUAAGCCUUUAACAUUGCAAAAAGAAAUUCCAAGAUUUGACAUAGACUCGGUAGAACUUAAAAAAGACAAAAUUAUAGAGGAGGAAAGUAACCACUUGAUCAGUAAAAGCAUGCUUCAGUUAAAAGAUCAUUUGACUAAACUAAAGGGAAUGCCUGAAGCUGAAACGUUAGCGAAACUCUUGCUUGAGUCUGGCAAAGGUGAAAGAGAGGAAGAUGAAAGAAAAAGAACUUUGCUUGCAAAUAUAGUAUCGGUUGUUAGAGCUUUACUGCAAGAGCAGUCUCCUAAAGCUGAUCUUUCAGAAAUAGAAAGAAAUGAUCUGGCAGAGGAAAGAACAGCCUUCCUUUCAAUCCUAGACUCACAAAUAAAAGAUUAUCAACAAGUUAGAAAACUAGAAAAUAUUGAAACAGAAAUUAGGAAGCUUUCAGAAGAACGAACCCAGUUACGUGCAAGUGUGGAAUUAAAUAUGAAAGAUUUGGAACGAGCCCAAGCUCUUGCAUCUUCCCAGCCAUCAGAAAUUAAUGAGAACAGAGUAAAAGAACUGGAAAAACAAGGAGCAUUAUUAGUUGAUAAUUUGGAGGCAAAUCAACAAGAACUUGAAAGUGCUAGAUUCCUUGAAGAGAAGAAGAUUGAUAAACUGGCAAAACAGAGCCUAUCUUUGCUUGCAAUUUUGAAAUCAAAUAUAAAGGAUCUAGAAGAAGCUGAGACUCUUGUAGCUACCCAACCAAGCAUUACUGCUGAUUUAAAAAUAAAAGAAUUAACUGAAUUAAGAAAUGAAGUGGCUGAGCAUUUAGAGCAAAAUCUGCAGAAUAUCCAAAGAGCAUGGUCUCACGCUCCAGGACUUACAAUUGAAAGCAGACUUCAAGAAAAGGAAUUAGAGGAAUUACAUGAACUAUCUGAACUGAAGCAGCAGUUACUGGAAUCACUGGAAUCUAAUCAGAAAGAGCUACAAGAAAUUGAAGAACUUGCAGCUGCCCAAGCUUGCAGUGUCAAUGAGCAUAUGUUACAGGAAUUAACUGAGCAAAGAAGACAUUUGACCAUAGAUCUGGAGGCAACACUAGAUGGCAUACAACAUAUAUGUCAUCGACCUGCAGAAAGAACUACAUUUAUACAACCUUCUGAAAAGGAAAUGCAUGAUUUACACAAACUAUCUGAAAAGAAGGGACAGUUACUUCAAAGUUUGGAGUCUAAUUGGAGAGAGCUAGAAGAAAUUCAGGAACUUGCAGCUAUUCAACCAAGCGAUAUCACUGCACAUAAGCUGCAGGACUUAACUAAGCAAAGAAAACACAUGAACACAGAAUUGGAAGCAACUCUAGAUGGUAUUCAAAAUAUAUGUCAUCAGACUUCAGAAACCUGUACAUUUAUACCACCUUCUGAAAAGGAGGUACAUGAGUUGAAUGAACUGUCUGAGAAGAAGAAGCAGUUACUGGAAGCACUACAAUCUAACCAGAAAGAGUUACAGGAAAUUCACAAGUUUGAGGCUACCCAACUAGAUAGCAUCAAUGAGCAUAAGCUGCAAGAAUUGACUGAGCAAAAAAGAUUUUUGACUAUGGAUUUGGAGGCAACCCUUGAUAAUAUACAAAAUGUAUGUCGUCAUAGCUCAGAAAGAAUUAUGUUUAUACAACCUUCUGAAAAAGAAUUACAUGAAUUGGAUGAAUGGUCUGAUAAAAAACAUCAAUUACUGAAAUCACUGCAAUCUAAUCAGAAAGAGCUGCAAGAAAUUAAGGAAUGUGCAUCUAUCAAACCAGACAGUGUUAGUGAGCAUAAAUUGCAGGAAUUAAAUGAGGAAAUAAGAAAUUUGACCUUAGAGUUGGAGACAACUCUAAAUGGUAUGCAAAAUGUAUGUUGUCGUGCUUCAGAAAAAAUUAUAUUUAUACAACCUACUGAAAAAGAAUUACAUGAGUUGCAUGAACUAUCUGAAAAGAAAUAUCAAUUACUGGAAACACUGGGCUCUAAUCAGAAAGAACUACAAGAAAUUCAGGAACUUGUAACUACCCAACCAGGCAGUGUCAGUGAGCAUAAGUUGCAGGAGUUAGCUGAACAAAAAAUAAAUUUGAUCUCAGAUCUGGAAGCAGCUGUACAUGAUAUACAAAAUAUAUGUCGUCAUGCUUCAGAAAGGACUACAUUUGUACAGUCUACUGAAAAAGAAUUACAUAAGUUGCAAGAACUAACCAAGAAGAAACAACAGUUACAAGAAACCCUGGAAUCUAAUUGGAUAGAGCUACAAGAAAUUCAAAAACUUGCAGCUAUGCAACCAGACAGUAUUAGUGAAUAUAAGCUGCAGGAAUUAACUGAGCAAAGAAGACAUUUGGCCACUGACUUGGAGGCCACUUUAGAUGAUAUACAAAAUGUAUGUCGCCAUUAUUCAGAAAGCACUACAUUUAUACGACCUUCUGAAAGAGAAUUACAUGAGUUGUUGAUGAAAAAGCAACAGUUACUAGAAAAGCUGGAAUCAAAUGAAAAAGAGCUACAGGAUGCUAAGGCUCUUGCAACUACCCAACCAGGCAGUAUCAGUGAUUAUAAACUACAGGAACUAACCAAGCAAAGAAGAUCUCUCAUUGCAAAUCUAGAGACAGUUACGCAUGAAAUACAAAAAGAAUUUACAUCUGAAGUUGUUUCUGUUGUGCAUCCUGAUGAAAUAGAAUUAUAUGAGUUAUCUGGAAAAAGAGAAGAAAUACUGGGAAAGCUUGAAUCUGUUCAGGAAGAAUUAUAUGAAACUUCAGCUUCUGCAGCUAUAUAUCCUGGCAUUUUCAGUGAAAAGGGAUUAUAUGACCUAUUAAUGAAGAAGAAAGAAUUGCAAGAAAAGUUGCAGUCCAAUGAAAAGGAAAUUGUGGAAGCUCAGAUUCUUGCAUCCAUCCAUCCAGGCAUUAUCAAUGAACACGCACUUCAAGAAUUGGUUGAGGCAAAAAACCACUUGACUACAGAUUUAAAGGCAACUAUACAUGAUAUUCAGAAGGCAGAACGUGCUCAUUUUGAACGACCUAGUGAAAUAAUUCAAAAAGAGAGAUCACUGAAUCACUUACUUAAAAAAAGGGAGUUACUACAGAAACGUUUGGAUUCUAACUGGACAGAAUUAGAAGAUGCUCAGGCUCUUGUAGUGGCCAAACCUGGAUAUAUCAAUGAGCAUAAACUACAAGUAUUAUCUGAUGAAAGAAGCAAUUUGUCUAAAGAGCUAAAGAAAGUUUUUCAGGAGAUAUUAGUAUUGCAGCAAGGUGCUCCAGAGAAAUUUCCAGAUAGACAUUAUGGAGAAAAAGAAUUAUAUACAUUAUCUAAGAAGAAACAACUGUUAUUGGAAAAUUUAAAAAGUUUACAAGAAGCUCAAGCUCUUGCAGCGGCCCAACCUGGCGGUUUGGAUGAAGAUAAACAAAAGCAGUUAAAUGAGCAAAGAAAACAGUUAACUACAGAGUUGGAGACAAUAGUAAAGAAUAUUCAAAGAGUGGAACAUAGUACUUCAGAAAUACGUCUAGAUAUAAGAGCCAGCGAGAAAGAUCUACAUGAAUUGUUAGAGAAGAAGUUUGCAAUACUGGAAGAUUUGGCAUUCAAUCAAAAAGAGAUGCAGGAAGUUCAAGUUCUUGCAGCUGUCCAGCCAGACACUAUCACUGAUUAUAAACUGAAAGACCUCACUACGAAAAAUAGGUAUUUGACUGAAUAUCUAGAAAAAACUGUACAAGAAAUACACGAAAUAUCAGAAAAAAAAUCAGAAACAAUUAUUAUUACAAGACCCAGUGAAGAAGAAUUAUGUGCACUAUCUGAGAAGAAAGAACACUUGCUAGAAAAUCUGGAAUCUAAGGAGAAAGAAUUAAGAGAAGCUGAAACUCUUGAAAUUAGUCAACCAGGCACUGUCAGUGCACAUAGACUACAAGAAUUAAAUGAGCAAAGAAGACAUUUAAGUGUAGAACUAGAAGCAACUGUACAUGAUAUACAAAAAAUAGAAGAUCAUGUCUCAGAAGAAGCCUUAAUGAGAAGAUCUGAAGAAAUAAAACUUCAUAAAUUACAUGCAUGGAAGAAGCUUUUAUUAGAACAUUUGGAAUCAAAUCUUGAACUACAAGAAGAAAUCCAGGCUAUGGAACCAGAUAAUACCACUGAAAAAAAGAUGGAGGAAUUACACGAGCAAAGAAAGGUUUUAAUUGAAAACCUAGAAGCAGUUGUGGAAGAUAUAGAUGAUACAAAAAGUUAUAUUUCACAAACAGGAGGAGUUAUCAAAUAUGUUGAAAAGGAUUUGGGAACACUUUAUCAGAAGAAGCAAAUGUUUUUGGAACGUUUGGAGAUAAAUUUAAACAACCUUCAAGAAACACAGACUGUUGUAGUUACUCAUCCAAGCAGCAUAAAUGAACAAAAAAUAAUUGAUCUCACAAAUGAAAGAAAGCUUUUGGUUGCUGGUUUUGAAGCAGUUAUUCAAGAUUUACAAGAUAUGAAGGAUAUUACUAAAGAAACAGUUAAAAAAUCCAAAAAACAGCUUUUGGAAGUACUAUGUGAACAAAAAGGAUUGUUAUUGGAAAAGUUGUCAUCAAAUCUGAAAGAUUUGAAGCAAACACAGGCUCUUGCAGUUGCUCAACCAGGCAGUAUUAAUGAGCAACAUAUACAAGAACUCAAUGAACAAAGAAGGCUAUUGUCUGUAGGCUUAGAGGGAAUUGUACAAAAUAUUCAACGUAUACAGAAUCUUAAAUCAAGCGAAACCGAACUAUUAACACCCAGUGAAAUACAAGCAUUAUCUGAGAAGAGAAGGUUAUAUUUGGAUAAUAUGGAAUUAAAUUUGAAAGAUUUGAAAGUUUUGCAGGCCGCUGCAGUUACGCAACCAGAUAAUGAACAGAUAAUUCAACAAUUAGCUGAAAAAAAAAUAAUAUUGUUUGACAAUCUGGAGAGAAUUAUUCAGGAUGUGGAGCAAGAACAGAACUCUGAUUUAGAAAAAGGUUUGAUGAAAAGAUCUGAUGAGAGAGAAAUACAUGAGCUGCUAGUGUUUUCAGCACUAGAAUCAAAAUGUUAUGAACUGGAAGAAAUGGGGAUUCUUUCAUAUAAUCAGCUGGAUGUUAUCAAAAGGAAAGUGAACGAUUUAAAAGAAAAAAGAAAGAGUUCAUUUUAUGGACAUCAUUUACUUUAUCCCAAAGAAUAUCCAGUAGAAAAUAUGCUUGAGAGGCAAAAAGAAGCAUUAAAAGAAUUCCUCCAACAAAGAAAGUAUUUGUUUUCGUAUCUGCGAUCAAGUAUUGAAAAUCUGCAACAAAAAAGCGUUGCUUGGCAAGAAAUGUCUGAUAAGAACAUAGCAAAACAAAAAUGUUUGGCUACAAAACUAGAAGCAAAUAUGAGAGAUAUACAAGCUGCUUUUGAAAAAACACAGAAAAUAGAAAAGUCCAGAGAUGUUGAAUCAAGGCAACAGUUUCAACCACUAGUUAGUCAGAAGACCACUGUAGCUCAACCGUCAUAUCACCAACUAUUGAUGGCAAAAAUUUCAGCUCUACAUAUGCGCAAAGCUCCUAUGAUGAGAAGUAUCAGACAUGAAGAGACAAGCCUAGAUAGUACAAAAUCAGAGGAAAGACCCACUAGUUCUCUCUUAGAGGAGCGGAGCAAAAUUCUAAGCAGGGAAGUAGAUAUGUCAAGUAAAAGCAAACUUAGCACACAAUCUUUGCAAAAAAUAUCUAGUCUUUUUCCAUUUGAUAUCAGCAAGUUUUCUGCUGAUAUUGCAUUGCACGAAUUACUAGAAUACAACAGGACUCUGCUUCCAGGCCAUAAAGCAAAUCUUCAGCAUGCAUGGCAACUUGCACAGCGAAAGAUACUACAACAACAAGCUAAUCUUGCUGAAAAGUUCAGAAGCUUGUCAGUGUUUCUGCCUCAACCAGGUGGCACUACUAGGUUCCACGAUUAUUCUGUCCAUCCUUCAAGACCAGCAUGGGAAGCAAACCAGUUAAGCCAAAAGGGCUACCCCCAAAAGCUGACUUUCUUAAAGAGAAGACUAUUGGGAGCAGAAAUAAAAAACAAUAUAAAAGGGACCAGUUAUUCUUCAGCCCUUCAAGGACUAACUACUCAAGUUCAAGAUUUGGAUUCAUUCGUUAUUUGUGGAAAGGGAUGCAGUCCUCCAAGAAAAGAUGGAACUUCCACAGUUAUAUGGCAAAAUCCAAGAAGCCAGUGAUCCAACUUUGAUCUUUUGGAUAAAUUCAUUAUACAGCAACCUUGUAACUUUCAUCUUUAUAACUAUGAUAAGGAAAAAUUAAGGCAUUCAUGUAUGAAUCUUUUGAGACCUGUGAAAACUGUAAUUUGCAGUGUAACGGCAGUUAAAAUAUACAUAAGCUGAAC